GGUGGGUUUGCACGAUGCUAUGAAAUGACAGACCUCUCCAGCAACAAAACCUAUGCCGUGAAGGUCAUUCCUCACAGCCGGGUGGCUAAACCCCACCAGCGGGAGAAGAUCACCAAUGAGAUCGAGCUGCACCGGGACUUGCACCACAAACACAUCGUCAAGUUCUCCCACUACUUCGAGGAUGCAGAGAGCAUAUACAUCUUCCUGGAGCACUGCAGUAGGAAGUCCCUGGCCCAUAUCUGGAAGGCUCGCCAUACUCUGCUGGAGCCCGAAGUGCGCUAUUACCUCAAACAGAUCAUCUCAGGCUUGAAAUACCUUCACCUCAAGGGCAUCCUGCACAGAGACCUCAAACUUGGCAACUUCUUCAUCAAUGAAAACAUGGAGCUGAAAGUGGGGGACUUUGGUCUAGCUGCUUGCCAGGAUACCUCUGACCAAAAGAAAAA
Molecule: messenger RNA, 443 nt
Organism: Fulmarus glacialis (Northern fulmar)
Lineage: Eukaryota; Metazoa; Chordata; Aves; Procellariiformes; Procellariidae
Product: serine/threonine-protein kinase PLK3-like
Exons: 4
Biological process (GO): mitotic cell cycle; DNA damage response; regulation of cytokinesis
Cellular component (GO): nucleus; cytoplasm; spindle pole
Molecular function (GO): ATP binding; protein serine/threonine kinase activity
Source: RefSeq, a predicted model, not a curated record